UAGUGAAGGAGUCUCUCCUCCAGAGGGCGCUGUUCCACUCGGGGGUGAUUGAGUAGGGUUAGGGUUAGGGUUAGGGUACUCAGUGCUCAGUCCUGCUCAACCAUCAGCAGCGCACCAUGAAGUACAAGGCAACAGAACCUCCCUGUAUGACUGCAGAGGGCAUUAGCGCUGAGUCAGUGCAGCUGUAGCUGUAGCUCUCACUGCACGAGGAAAGAAGCACAAACUCGUCUCAAGCCCGAUUUAGUCGUCAAUAGUCUGUAGCCCGGUGGGAGGGGCUGGAAUAUGACGUGUGCAGGGUGGGAGGAGUCAGGAGGCUCUUUUCUGGAUGUAUGUGAGUGCACUGAUGGAUAAACAUAUCCGAUUAUUCCUGAGGAUUUGUGUACACUCUGUUCAGGGUGUGUGUGUGAGUGUGUGUGUGUGUGUGUUACUGUGUGGAUUUCAGGAUGCUGUGGAUGACUGGAAGUGUGUGUUGAUCAAUAAACGGCUUUCAGACAUGCGCUUUCACCAAAACACAGACUUUAUAUAUAAACGUCAGUGUCACGUGCAGGUUAAUGUCUCUACACCGACAUUCUUUCAUACCCUAGGUAGGGCACCUACACAGGGAGCAGGGAGAGAAGUAGCGCGUGAGUGUGGCCGGUGGGCGGGGCCUGAGUGGGGUCACACCUGCGAGCUGUGUGAGAUUUGCGCAUGCGCAGAGUCUAGUUUGCGGCGGCUCGCGCUCUCCGCAGUGUGAUGAGGAUGGGCAGCUCCGGUCCCGGCUGAGCCGAUUCCUCACCUGUGCGCGUGAAAUAAAGGAUUAUAACGCAAGUUAUGUUUAAAUAUUCACUCGCUCUACAAUGUUGACCUUUGACCUCUUCAGUGCUGACCCUAAAGCCGUGAAGCAGCAGCAGAGCAUUAUGGGACACAGCAGCAGCAGAGAGGACAGACGGACAUGUGGAAGAACUGAUUCCUGAGGAGACGAGCAGGACCAUAAAGCUUGGAUGAAUGGUUUUAGAUCAUGUAUCUUAUCUCAUUUAUAUUCUCCAUAAAAACAACUUCUUAUUCUGGAUAGAAGUUAAAUUAUAAUUUUAUUUAGUUUUUUUAGAUUUAAAUUUUAUAAAUGGAAGAUCAUGUUGCAUUUAAUCAGUUAGCUCACAAAACCAAAUUACUCAGGGCUACUUUAAACCCCGCCCACACACUGGCCAUUCGGGACUGGCCUGGGCGCCGACGCCCUCUGUGACCCCGUGACCCCGUGACCCCCACCAUGGCCAGUGGGCAAGCAUCGAUUGGCCCGACAAAUGAAAGCCUUGUACCUGAACAUCCUACCUCUCCAGAACCUUCUGCAUCCUGUGAACCAGACCCCAAACAUGAACAAAGAUCUCACCUGAACCUUUUGACUAAAGCUCCAGCUGCUCCUCCACCUCCACCCCUGCCUCCUCCACCUCCACCCCAGGCCCCGACCACACCCGCUCCUCCACACGGCUCACGCAGGAAACGCCGAGUCCGCAGCUUCUACUGGAAACCCAUCCCGGAGGAGAAGGUCCGUGGCAAACCCAACAUAUGGACGCUGGCCGUGAGACAGCAGCACUACCAGAUUGACGUAAGGAGUGUUGAAGAGCUGUUUGGCCAGCAGGAGGAGGCGCGGACGCAAAGCGCAAGCCGUAAUCCUCGACUAGGAACAUGCAGAGGUUCCUUCAAGGAGAGCAAAGAUGAGAUCAGCAUUUUAGACUCAAAGAGAGGGAUGAAUAUGGGUAUUUUCCUCAAACAGUUCAAGAAGUCUAAUCACGCUCUAGUGGAAGACAUCCGGCUGGGGAACAGUAAGCAGUACGGACUGGAGCCCCUGAAAGAGCUGCUCAAACUGCUGCCUGAGGAAGAAGAGAUCAAAAAGUUGAGGCAAUUUAAAGGAGAUCCAGCAAAGCUCACCAUGGUGGAUUCUUUCAUGUUUUUGCUGAUCCAGGUGCCAAGUUUUGACGUGCGAAUUGAGGCCAUGGUCCUGCAGGAGGAGUUUUCUCCAUCUUGUUCAGCAAUGAGUCGAGAGCUUAAUGUUGUGCGCUUGGCCACGGAAGAGCUAAUGACAUGUGAAGAACUUCACUCCAUCCUGCACCUAGUCCUCCAAGCCGGAAACAUCAUGAACCAGGGAGGAUACGCAGGAAAUGCUGUGGGCUUCAAGCUCUCCUCACUCCUCUCACUAGCAGAUACCAAAGCCAACAAACCGGGCAUGAACCUGCUCCAUUUUGUGGCCUUGGAAGCACAGAAGAAAGAUGAGAAUCUGCUGAAGUUCCCAGAGAAACUAACGCAUGUACAGAGUGCUGCAAGGAUCUCAGUGGAAAACAUCGAAGCAGAAUUCUCCUCGCUCAGUGUCAGGAUGCAGGCUCUUGAGGAGAAGAUUCAGAAUGAUGCUGAGCUGUUUUUGCAGUUGAAUCCAUUUGUGCAGAGUUCGACACAAACUCUUCAGGACCUGAAACAACGCAGGCUGGACCUGCGCAAGGAGGGCAGUGUUCUUAUUGAUUUCUUCUGUGAAGACAAAGACACAUUCAAACUCGAUGAGUGCUUCAGGAUCUUCCAAGACUUCUGUCUCAAGUUCGAGAAAGCUGUGAAGGAUAAUGUAGAUAGGGAGUUGAAGGAAGCUGCCAGGCAGCAGCGCCUCCGUGAGCUGGAAGAAAGGCGCAUUGCCUGGGCCGCUAACAGUGGCGAUCAGAGCAGCAGUGGUAAUUUCGGCCGCAGCAGCAGUGAAAAUGAUGUGGAUGUUCUCACCAAAGAGGGUCUCCUAGACUUCUUGCUGCAUCCCCGACCUCACAGCCCCCACAGCCCAUUGGGACGCUCUGAAAGUGCCCGCCGUUACCGCCACACAACAACCGAGCGCAACCUCCGUGGCUACCUGGAGCUGUUUUCUGGGUCUCCCACAGCUGACAUCACUAAAUUCAGCAGCCUUCCACGGUCUGGACGUCCUCACCAAAGAGGGACCAUAGCCUGGCUGACCACAGCAGAUGACAACAGAGAGCUGGGGCCUCAAAGUAAUCUCCAUCAUGAGAAGAUGGCAACUUCCCCGAAGGCAGAGACUGAACCAAUAAGCCCCCUGGCUAGACACUCAAUGUCAGGCCUCACUAGGGAGAUUGAUGUUUACAGUAAUAAUAAUUAUGCGGCUGUUUCUGAAGGUGUGAAUUCUUCUCAGCUAGUUCACAACAGGAACUGGAUGGAGAAAUCUCAUGAUGUUGGACACAUGAACGUUAGUGUAGAAAAACACACAUUGGUGUCUGGACCUCAGCCCUUUGAGCUGUCAGAUCCUACAGAUAAUAAUAAUAGCAGUUACACCCCACUAGAUAACCAAGGAGAUAUUUCUGUGACAGAUGUAGAGAAGGAAAGAGACAUUCCAAAAACAACUUUUCUAGACACCCUUCCAUCCAGUAGGGGAUCUGAGGAAGCACCACAAUCAGGGGCAGUGUAUGACAGCAAAAUAAUUUCUCCCUAUAGAGAGGAGGAAGAGGAAAACAGCACUGUCUCCUCAACAACAUGUGACACACCUUUGCCUCUUGACCCCUCAUUGUCCAAUAAGAAAGCUACUCCUUACAUUCUGGACUGCACUGAAACGGAUUGUUCUGUCAUGUUAGACUUCUCAGAAGUAGAGAGUACCCCUAUCUUUAAAGAAGGAUUUCAACCUGACUUAAAACCACAGGACAGCAACUUCCAAAGUCUCCUUCAAGACCCUAGUUCACUUUCUUCCAACUUUGAGUCUUUGUCCACAAAUGAUCCAUCUGUGUCAGCAUCUGUUGAUGAACCAUUUGAAGGGAAACCAGCAGAAGAGCACCCAGUUACUCCAUCUGUUACCACAGAUGAGGCAGACAGUGACAGCGGUGACAUGGCAGAAGGUAAAAAGGUGGGUGAGAAAGCAGUGCAGAUAUGUAGUCCCAAAUCAGCCAACCUGAAAACUAAGACACCAUCUAAACCUGCUGCCUCUAGAAUAGGACGUCCUGCAAGAACCCUUACACCGACUGAGACCAGACACUUGCGCAAAGUGGUACCAAUCACCAAGGCAAUUCGUUCUGGCAGCAAUGCUAAGAGAGUAGAGAAAUCUUUUGGGCCUGAGAACACAGAAUCAAGACGUCCACUACGUGACCAGAGCAUGCCUGCAAGAAAGGGUGACAGGCAGGGUAGACCAGCUCGCCAUUCUAGCCUUCCUCCAGAGUCCAAGGCAGAAAGAGGAACAACCACAAGAGUUGCAAGUUCUCAGUGGGCUCGAGAUCCCACUCCACACAGACCUUCCAUAAAGAAGCCGACUGCCAAACCUGUCCGCAAUAUCCCUAAACCUCAAGUAGAAGAGAAAAUGUGUCGCUCUACCAUGAGAGCCUUGGCACAGGCUCAGGCUGUAUCUGAUGCCAGUGCUCCUCAAACACCAACCCAUCCCCGGAAGCCUGCCUCACCCCUGCCAAGCUUUGCUCGCAACACUAUUGCUUUCUCUUCUAGAAGCAAAAAGGACUUGGCCACAGUGCCUGCACCAGGGACUCCAUUAAAAAGCUCAACCUUAUCGAGAACUUCCUCGCUGAAGGUGCCUUCUGGAAGUAAGGCAAACUCUGUAUCUAGCGGACACUCAGCCCAGGGUGAGGACAAACAAGCUGGAUCUUUAAGGAGGGUUCAGAGUGUCCGGGCCUCUGGUCGAAACACUUUACAGAGUGACACAAACCCACCACAGACUGGGCAGGAGCAAUCCCGAAAGGGUAGCAGUUUCUCUGAGAAAUCCUUCCUGAUAAGAGACUCCACCACUGGCAGGAUUCUCAAGCCCAUUUGGAAGUAGAAUAGAUGGACAGAAGGACAUUACAAUCUCACACACCUACACUUAUAUUUUGUUCAUCAUCUAAGACUAAUCUGAAUGUAUCUAAAGCCUUUUAUCUGUAGCUGAAUUCUACGUAUUGAGCUAGUUUUCCGAAAGACUAGUUGCUGUCAAUAUUUGACAACCCAUUUCAGUGGUAGCACUUCAUCCAUAUAAGGAUGUUAUUGAUGGCCUUUUUAACAGCAGACAUUAAAUGUUGCAUCAUCAUCACACACUUCAAUCUUCAAUUUUCAAACAUGAAUCCAUAGUUAUCCCUUGUUUUUGAUUUGUUAUAUAAUAUUAUACUUCCUGAGAUGUUGAACUAAUUAUAGUAGCCCCUAUACGUCAGGGUGAGGCACUCCGUUCAGGAGAGUUUAAUGAAUUCCCUGAGCUAACGCACUUGUUAAACCUGGUUCAGUAUUUGUAAUUCAGGUUCAGUAAUAAAGCUUUUCCACUGAACUACGCGACCCAAGCACCAGUGGUAAAUUUGGUUACCUUGCUUGCCUAGGUGCCACCCAAGCUGAGGUGGGACAUGUGGGUGGGGCUAAAAGUAAUGCAGUCCAUCUGUUGGUCACAGAAUCAUCCUUAUUAUAAUCUAUAGUACAAAAAUUUUAAUUAUUAUUAUAAUCUAUAGUACAAAAAUCAUAAGUAGUGUAGCAACUGUUAUGAAAAUUAUAUUUUGCUUUUGAACAGUCCUUUUUCUAGUGGAUUUAAAAGGCAAGAUGGUUUUAUCCAGCAAGUUAAGAUUUCAGUAUUGUUUUCAGUCAAUUACAAAAACAAAUUUUUUUUAUUGCUCUUUAACUUGAUUUCAAUUUCCUACCACAGAGUGUAUGGGAAGUGUGUAUAAGAGGUGUCUACUGGUAGUGUGUGUGGGUGGAGUGUACAGGAGGUGUGUGUGAGAGGUGUGUGUGUGGGUGGAGUGUGUGGGUGGAGUGUACAGGAGGUGUGUGUGAGAGGUGUGUGUGUGGGUGGAGUGUGUGGGUGGAGUGUACAGGAGGUGUGUGUGAGAGGUGUGUGUGGGUGGAGUGUGUGGGUGGAGUGUGUGGGAGGUGUGUGUGAGAGGUGUGUGUGUGGGUGGAGUGUGUGGGUGGAGUGUAUGGGAGGUGUGCGUGAGAGGUGUGUGUGGGUGGAGUGUGUGGGUGGAGUGUAUGGGUGGAGUGUGUGGGAGGUGUGCGUGAGAGGUGUGCGUGGGUGGAGUGUGUGGGUGGAGUGUAUGGGUGGAGUGUGUGGGAGGUGUGCGUGAGAGGUGUGUGUGGGUGGAGUGUGUGGGUGGAGUGUGUGGGAGGUGUGCGUGAGAGGUGUGUGU
Molecule: messenger RNA, 6089 nt
Organism: Pangasianodon hypophthalmus (striped catfish)
Lineage: Eukaryota; Metazoa; Chordata; Actinopteri; Siluriformes; Pangasiidae
Gene: fhdc1
Product: FH2 domain containing 1
Exons: 12
Coding region: 1244-4768 (1174 amino acids)
Source: RefSeq, a predicted model, not a curated record